Molecule: messenger RNA, 858 nt
Organism: Diplodia corticola
Lineage: Eukaryota; Fungi; Ascomycota; Dothideomycetes; Botryosphaeriales; Botryosphaeriaceae
Product: conserved glycine-rich protein
Exons: 2
Coding region: 1-858 (285 amino acids)
Source: RefSeq, a predicted model, not a curated record
AUGAGGCUUCUGCGCUCAAUUGUCGCCCUCUGUGCCGGCGCUUCCGCCGUGUCGGCACUGUCGAUCCCCCGCGACGUCAGCGCCCUGGCUGUCCGCGCCACUGAUGACGUCUCCACCUUCGCCGCUCGCGCCGCAUCUCUUUUCGACUCCAAGGCUCUCGAGAAGCGCAAGGGUGGCGGAGGUCGUGGAGGUGGCAGCUCUAGCGGCGGCAGCUCUUCAUCUGGUAGCGGUCGCAGUGGCGGCUCGUCUUCCAGCAGCGGCAGCUCCUCGUCCAGCGGCCGCACAUCAUCCUCGUCCAACACCGGCGGCCGCACGUCGUCGGGCUCGGGCGUCCGCCCUGCCUACGGUGGCGGCGCCUACUAUGGCGGCGGUUCCUCAGUCCCCUAUACCGCAGGACGCGCCACGCCCCGCGGCAUCAGCCCGUUCCUCUUCCCCGUUGCCGCUCUAGCCUUCCUGCCCGCCAUCUGGCUGGCGUCGAGCGCGUACGGCGCCUACGGCUAUCACUACAACCACCCGUACAGCUUCCGCAACACGUCCGACUCCAACAACAACGGCACCAACACCACCCUGCCCAUCGAGUGCUACUGCCAGCAGUACACGACGUGCGGCUGCGACGACAACAACGACACGGCUUACUACAGCAGCCUGGUCGGCAACGGCAGCUACGACGCCUUAAACAAGAGCCUCGUCACCGUCGCCCGUGUCAACGGCACCGAUACCCUCCUCAUCAACGGCGUCCUACCCAAUGGGACCACCGCUUCCGGCGGCUCCGACUCGGCCGCCCCGCCUGCCCUGGCUAAGUUUGGUGGCUGGUGGGCCUUUAUCUCGCUCACCGUCUACGCCGUUUGCUUCUUGUAG